Messenger RNA from Paramecium sonneborni, 325 nucleotides. NCBI's taxonomy places the organism in Eukaryota, Ciliophora, Oligohymenophorea, Peniculida, Parameciidae. The record is from the annotation of a GenBank genome assembly.
AUGGGGAGUAGUGAGACAAAAUGUAAUUCCCCCAGGUGCAAUAAUACUAGUUCAAAAGAUAGAUGUUUAAAACAUGAUCAUAACUACAAUUUAUGGUGUAAAUAUUGUAAGGACGAGAGUGAUAGAAAAGCAGAUGAAGAAAGAAGAUAAUAAGAAAAUCGAGAAUAUUGGGAAAAUAGAUAAAUUGAAAGUGAAAGGGAAAGAUAAAGAGAAAUUGAAAGGAAAAGGGAAGAAGAAGAAGAAAGGAAAAGAGAAUAUUGGAGGCAAUAAGAGGAAGAUAGGAGAAGGAGAGAAUAACAAGACCAGAAUUCAACUUGGAAAUGAG